Molecule: messenger RNA, 5142 nt
Organism: Dreissena polymorpha
Lineage: Eukaryota; Metazoa; Mollusca; Bivalvia; Myida; Dreissenidae
Exons: 5
Coding region: 428-1393 (321 amino acids)
Biological process (GO): copper ion transmembrane transport
Cellular component (GO): membrane
Molecular function (GO): copper ion transmembrane transporter activity
Source: RefSeq, a predicted model, not a curated record
AACAUUACCUUAUGUCCUAAGAGCCUUUAGUUCUCGUGCGCAAGAUUAAAUUUCAACAUACCCACUUGACCUCAUGUCAUGUAGUUCUUGAAUUGUUACAUGCCUGUGUGACCUAAUGACAUCUUACUCGACAUUAUGGCUAAUACGGCUUUUCAGUUGUGCGCACGUAUUCAAACUUCGAUCACUGUAUACCGCUCUAAUUUAUGAGUAUGAGUAGUUUAAAGUGACAAAUGACAUUUUAAAAUGUCUGACUUCCUUCUCAGAAUUGUGUUCUAUAGGUUCACUCUUUUUAUUUCGGGUGAUAUCUUUCCUACUCAACACUCAACUUCACCACCAGGAUUUAUUUUAUUCAAUCGGGCGUCUUAAGUUAAACAGGAUACUCACAAAACUUUGACAUAAACGGCUGCAUUACAUUUUACACGGGACAAUGGAUCACAGACACAGACACGAACACGGUGAGCACCAUGUUGGUCACGUGCACCCUUCAUCACAUAAGAACGUCACCAAACGGCCGGCUAAAUCGAGGAUGACUGCUACCGUCGCCGCAACUACCGAGCGCGUCAUCCCCUCGAAUGAAAACGUGUCUGUAGAAGGCGGUCACGUGUCGAUGGAUGACAGUCACGUGCCUAUGCACGGCGGUCACGUGUCUAUGCACGACGGUCACGUUCCUAUGGACGGCGGUCACGUGUCUAUGCACGGCAGUGACAUGUCUAUGAAAGUUGGUCACGUGUCAGAACACAGCGGUCACGUGGUGCACUUUGGAAACCACACGAUAAACGAGCAGCCUGACCGCGGCUACGAACAUGGCGAUGCACAUACAGGGCACAGUUCCCACAUGAUGAUGUCGCAUACUUAUACGUAUUUCUCAACGGGCAGCUACACGGAUUUGAUGAUCAAAGGGAUAAACGUUUCGUCUAUUCAAGACUUGAUCCUAACACUGCUGGUAGUGAUGUUUAUGGUGAUUCUUAUCGAGGCUCUGAACACCUGGUUAAAGCGACAAAGGUCACAAUAUCCAUCUGUCUCAUCUAAGUUUCCCAUGCUCCUGUUGGCCACUGUUGUCAAGAUGGCGACUCUAACAGUCGGGUACCUGGCGAUGCUCCUGGUUAUGACCAUGAACUACUGGAUCCUCAUAACAGCGGUCCUUGCCUCUGGCAUUGGUCAUCUCAUUAUGCGACCCAUCAUCACCGCCUGUUGCAGUCCUCCAGAUAGAAUAUCUACCCAUGAGGAACUUGCAAAUGCGCAGAGGGUGAACUGCUCUACGUCCGAGAGUAUGUCCUGCAAACCACUGUGUGAGGCUGCACAGUCGGACGCGAUUGAAGUUCCAAACGGAGAAGAAGAGACUACACCGUUGACUUGGGCCCCACAGCUUGAUAAGCCCUGUUCACAAACAUGACUGACUGGAUGUUCACUUUCUACUUUGUUCUUAAGCAGCAUUAUACUGAGAUAAGUUUUGUUCGGCCAUGUGUACAUACAUAACGAAUUGUUAAAUGCCACGUAACGCCAUACAGAAUGCCUACAUGUACAUGCCUUUACUUCAUCAAAUAGCUUAGCAACAUGUUUUUGCAUAAUCAAAUAAGUAAAAAGUAUACAUAAAGAGAUAUCGUUCCCAUACACAACAAGUGAUAUUAUGUAGUAAUGAAGUGAUAAACUCUAUUGACAAACAUAUGAUGCAUGUAUAAACAUAUUCUUAAAGUAUAAUUAUGUCUGUGUACACAUGUAGUCAAUGUACUUAUAUACAAGUAUAUGUUUUAUCGUUGCAAAAGGUUGCUGUGUGUAGCAUACUGCACACUUCUAAACAAAGUAUCUCCCGCUUAUUUUGAUUAUUUACUUACGCAUGAUUUGCUACAAAAUUUACACUACCAUGCUCACCAUACAUGCUUAUCUACUUUAUGCGUGUUGGUUUUCGUGAUAGCACGAAAAAGGAAAAAUGCCCCCGUCCCUCCCUGGUGGACAUGUUUUUUCAAACUUGUCCAAGAUAUCAUUGGGACAAAUCUUCUGACCAAGUUUCAUGAUGAUCGGACAAUAAAUGUGGCCUCUAGAGUGUAAACAAGGUUUUAUUAUAGCUACAUGUAUAUAAGGAACAAGAGGGCCUGAAAGUCCCAAAGUCGCUCACCUGAGAUAACAAUUUAUUAUUAGGACAAAUCUUCUGACCAAGUUUCAUGAAGAUCGGAAAAGAAAUGUGGCCUCUAGAGUGUUAACAAGGUUUUACUAUAGCCAUAUAGGGAAAAAUGCCCCACCCCUGGCAGCCAUGUUUUUCAACCAACCGGCAUCAUUUUUGAACUCGUCCAAGAUAUUAUUGGGAUGAAUCUUCUGACCAUGUUUCAUGAAGAUCGGAAGUAAAUGUGGCCUCUAGAGUGUUAACAAGAUGCCCCGCCCCUUGGAAGCCAUGUUUUUCAAGCAAACAUGAUUAUUUUCUAACUCAUCCAAGAUAUCAUUUAGACCAAUUUUUGACCAAAUUUCAUGAAGAUUGGACAAUAAAGGUGGUCUCUAGAGUGUUAACGAGGUUUUACUAUAGCCAUAUAAGGAAAAAUGCCCCGCCCUUGGUGGCCAUGUUUUUAAAGCAAACAAAACCAUUUUCGAAGUCAUGCAAGAUAUCAUUGGGACAAAUCUUCUGACCAAGUUUCAUGAUGAUCGGAAACACCUCUAGUGUUGGGAAUUUAGCGCGCCGUCGUGUGACGCCGCCGUUGGCGCGCCGUUGUGUGACGCCGCCGAAUAACUUCAUAUACAUGCACGUCAUCUUGUUAUUGUUGUUUCAGUUUAUAUAUUGUUAUGAUUGAGAAAGGACGACAUUAAAACGUAAAACACAACGCUAUACUUAUUUAUUCAAUUCACGUAGACAUUUUGGUGCCGUGACUAAAAACUAAGGAUGCCGUCAACAAAUACAGAUAAGUUAAAGGGGCAGAGACUAGGAAAUCAGAGAGUAAUCGAGCGAUUGAUCGAAAGAUUGGAAGAAAAUGACAAAUUGCAGUUUGAACCAACCAUCGUUGCAAUAGAGAACCAGUUGGAGAUAAUACGAGGAUUAAAUGAGAAAAUAAUCGCACUAUCAGACGCGGAAUCGACCCCAGACGAGCUGUUGGACUCGCAGAUGUACGUUUUUGACAUGGAAGCGAAGCUUCGGAGAUACCGUCAAAAUAUGCGUGAUCACCCAUCUUCAAGUAGUACAGCCGUCCAUGAUAGUAGUCUGUCGAUGUCCGUUAUGCAGCCACCCGAGUUAUCCAAUACACGCUAUCGAAGCGUAGAGGAAGAACCACACGCGCCUCUGCAGUUACCUACCCUACCGACAUCAUCCGAAAACUUUAAUCAGUCGUCGCUUCCGGCCUUUCAUAAACCCCGUCAAGUCUCUACCACCAUCGCUGACACCAACAUAAUGCAUACAGCCUAGCAGAACGUUAAGCACCAAACAUCCGGUGACACAAACACGCAUAACAAACCUUCGCCCAGUGAAAGUUCAAAUCGAUCUGGAGCCGCACAUAGCAGGUCUAGGGAAAGGAAUAACGAGCAGGACGCUCGUUCGACGCCUCAAAAUUGGUCAGAGGCUAUGGGCGGGUCCGGCAAGCCUGUAAAGUCUACCAGAGAAAGUCAAAGCAAUAUUGGAACGGUCGAGUCAUGCAAAACUUUACGACGAGAUGCAGAAAGCGAACCUGUCGCCAUACUUAAGGCGUCGAGCAGAUCUGUGGGACUAAGCGGUGUUCCUCGGACACCGAGAAAGUUUUCGGCCGACUAUCCCAAGGAUCCCGGGCUGAGUUUAAGCCGCACUAGGAAUGGCUCCUAUAUGACGUCAGGUGGCACUCCCCAGGAGCACGGGGUUAGUUUGGACAAGAUUCCCAAACCGUCGGUGAGUUCAAACCGCAAUCCCGAUGGACCCAUCGUGAGUUCGAAUAAAACUCCCCAGAAUCCUGGGAUACUCUCUGAUCACUCCCAGCGAGAGAUCAAGAAACUGUCCGAUUACUCGAGCCGACAGAGCCCACUAGCGGAGAGUUCGCCGCGACUGCGGAGCAACCGGAAGUCACUUUUUAACAUCAAAGAGUGCCUGGGAAAAUUAUUGCAAUCAACACUAGUUCGAAAAAGAAGCAGAAGUCAAGACUGCCCGGAGCAGACAGGCAAUUUGACAUCGGAGCAUCUUCCGGAAUCUCCAUUUCCGUCCACGAGUUCGGAUUCAAAAUCGCCAUCCAGUCGGAAAUGGCCGGAAACCAACCAUUCAGAAGAUCAGACGACAUCGGAAGCGCUCAAUGCAAGCGUCGUUCCAAAGAGUGCAUGCAGGGACGUCUCAUCUACAUCUACAUGGUAUCAUCAAACUGUCAUGGAUUGACAUUACGUCAUUCAAAGACCGAGAAAAACACGUAGACGCCAAAACGGCAAAAGCUCAAUAAAUGACAAUAUUAUUUCAUGUAAAAAAGGAAACACUUACUGUAUAUGAAAUUCGAAACAUCAGCGCAUCUACUCCACGAAAGAAGACUGACUGGACUUCCAUACAGUGACGCUAAAGCCGUUGGUGAUAGUUCAUUCCCCAACGUUACACGUCGUGAUAUCACACAACGCGCACAGGCUCGCGUGCGUCUUAUCGAACAGUACCGUCACUGAUGGACUCACGAAUAUCUGACGUCAAUGAGGGAAUUCCAAACGAAAGGCGGCAACAACCAUCAGACGAUACGUUUGGGCGACGUUGUUAUCGUGCAGGACGACUUCAAACCGCGACUUCAGUGGACCUGGCUGUGGUAGACGAGCUUCUCACCGGAAAUGAUGGGUUGACGAGGGCCGCGCGCCUCCGUACAUCAAGUCGAAUCACCAUCAGACCAAUCGUCAAACUAUACCCGCUAGAAGUACAAUGUGACGACAACUGACUUUAAUUGUGUGCAAUCAAGUGUUGAACUCUUUUCUGAUGUUAUGGACAUUUGAAGUUUUAAAAACAUCAAUAGAUUUAAUUAUUUUAUUUAAAUAAGCAUAUUUUGUAAGUGUAUAUUAACAUUUCGCGGCCCGGAGAAUGUUGGGAAUUUAGCGCGCCGUCGUGUGACGCCGCCGUUGGCGCGCCGUUGUGUGACGCCGCCGAAUAACGUCAUAUACAUGCACGUCAUCUUGUUAUUGUUGUUUCAGUUUAUAUAUUGUUAUGAUUGAGAAAGGACGACAUUAAAACGUAAAACACAA